AUGGACGCAUUGCCGACAGAACUUUUGCUCGCCAUCAUCGACUGCCUGGACCUCGACCAGGGCAGCAUCGCAGCCUGCAAUCGCAUCAACAGACUAUGGCAUACCCUCACACACCAACGCCUUUACAAACAACCACGACUCGAUCGACGGUUAGCACUCGAGGCCUUUGUCAUCACAAUCGGCGCAGUAUCUGUCCCAGUGGUCGCGGACGAGUUUAUACUUCACAGCUUGACAGGACGAACAGUUCACUCUCACAACCAGGAACAACAGGACAGCUCUAUCUCUGACGACGUCCUCCGGAUAUUCCAGUAUACUCAGUUCCCGUCAUCAUACUCGUUGCCUUCCUCUUUGACCGCCACCCGCAGACAUCCAGGACGGCUGGUCGAGACGAUCGACCUGUCAAUGCUACCUCAUCGCUGGGAGACUGUUCAUAUCGGGCAUAUCCAAGGAGUCGUUCAAGGAUGCUCGCACUUGUCAUCGCUCGAUCUCAGCGACUGCAGCCAAUUACGUGACAAUGCUGUCCAGUCGAUUGCAGAGGCAUUGGGACCCAGGAAUUUACGGUCGCUCAUCUUGUCUGGAUGCACCAGGAUCACAGAUGUGGCUGUCUUGUCUAUCUGCGCACACGCUGUGGGAUUGGAGAACUUGGAGCUCUCGAAAUGCGAUCGUCUGUCUGACAUAUCAAUCCUCGAACUUGGAUCUGCUGUCAUUCAACCCACGCAAGUUCAUCUGUCUGGAUCUAGGUACUCUGGAGAUGCGACUGAGGCAGAAGCGCUGCGGCUUCAAGGAACAUCGCAGACGAUACGCAGUUUGGAUCUGUCGCAUUGUACAAGAAUCACGGAUAGAGGAAUCCAGGGAUUGAGACAGGGCGCGGUCGGAUUGACGUUGCUGAACCUGGAAGGGUGUUAUGGCGUUCUUGGAAGUGUUAAUGAUCUGGAGGCGAAUGAAUGGGAGGAUUUUGAGGACGAAGAUGACGUUGAGCUUGACAGUGACCUUGACGUCGAAAGGAGAUCAACGACAGCCAAGCCAGCCAAGAACCUGACAUCGUCAAUAGAGAGUAGUAGCGAUGAUAGGGAUGGCAAGGUCAGCGAUGCCAAUGGAUGUCAACUGCAGCAGUCCUCUCCUUCGUCUUCCUCCUCUGCCUUGAUCAUCCCAGAACUCGCUCAAGAAGUAUGCUCCUACCUUGACCGCCAAACCCUCGUCCGCGCUUGUCGUAUCUCGAAACAGUUCCUCGCCUGCUGUGGUCCCCUCCUCUGGGCAGAUAUCCCCGAACAAGCAUGGAUCUCAGGAGGAGAAGGAGAGCGUAUCCGUGUUAACAAUCACGAUAUGCAACUCCAAACGGAACAACAGAAGCGUCCCCGUGCUCAGGAACAGACCCGGGUCGGUUGUCCCUCUCCCUCCCAUAGUCGAUUGUCGUCCUGCAACGCCGUCAUCAACAAACAAACCAGCAGCCGAGAUCUCCUCUCCCACAACUCAAUCAGCAACGAUUUCAACAGCAGUAACAGCACAGUGAGCCAGGCCGAGUGUGAUCGGACCACACACAGUGCAUUCCUUCUGCUGGCAGAGGGUUUAGUCAAGGUCCUGCAGGCCAACAAGAAUCUAGAAUGUCUCCAGUUUAAGCCCCACGGUCGGAUGCCCUCCUCUCUCCUCAAGGCCUUGGCACAGCUGGAUCGACUCCGCCUUCUCUCCCUCAACGGCUGGGAAGAGUUUCAAGAGUACUCACUUCAAUUGAUUCUUGAGUCCUGCCCGCGCCUCUCGCACCUCUCCCUGGGAGAGAACGACUUCACACGGUUCACGCUCGAAUCUUUUAGUAACGAGUACUCGACUGCGGUGGCUCCAGGAGAUUUUGGAGUAGGCAAGGUGGAAGGGCCUGUUGUAAAACUGGAACGGUAUGAUGACCCGAUCAAAGGUGGAAAUGGAUCGUCGGUACGCUAUGUGGAUCAGGAUCUGUUGGAUAUUCACAGCAAACGGCCCGUCCUCUACCGUCCGUUAUCCUCUUCAUCUUUGUCAGCACCCGGCCUUACUCUGGAAUAUAUCCAUCCCCACAGCGAUCACCCUAAGCCGUCCUACCAAAACAAGAGCCACCAUAACGUAAAGACAACACCCCUCGGCAGUUGUCUCCAAAGCCUCUCGCUCCAUCAAUCAGGACUCCGCCAGGACUUUCUCGUGAACCUGACGCGACAGUGCCCUGGACUUGAACAUCUCUCAUUACUCGAUGGAUGGGGGUUCUACCCUUCCUCCCGGUUCGCAACUAUCCUGUCCGAGUCCUGCCCGAACUUGCAACGGCUCGAAUUCCGUCAACAGGCGUUGGAUCUCCAGGACGAGUUCUUUGUCUCCUUAUGUGCACAGUUUCCGGGUCUGCAGUGGAUCCAUGCGGGCAAGACUGGGUUCAGCCAAGGCGGAUUGGAGGCUGUCAGACUGUCGUGUCAUUCGAUCGUUAGUCUGGACUUGGACGGCGCUCGUGGAAUCCAGAGUCCGUCGUUGGAUUUGCUGUUAAGGACAUGUGGGUCUCUAAGGAGUCUUAGGGCCGAGGGCGUAGUUCUUAAUGGCAGAGAUUUGGUCAAGGAUUCGAGGUGGGCGUGUCGAAGACUGGAGACCCUGGUUAUUCAGAUCGAGAUCUGGGCUGCACCAGCUGGAGGACGAUCCGAAAGUGUUGAAGAGGUACGGGAGCGCGUCUAUGGUCAUCUAUCUGAUCUCACUCGACUUCAAGUUCUGGGUUUGGGAGGUGGUCACCGUGUCAGUGGGUCAACCGCUGGAGUGGAUUUGACAUUAGGGAGCGGACUUGCCAAGCUAGCUAGUUUACAUUGUCUGGAGGAGCUGCAUAUCCGAUCACUGUUCCGCGCAAUCCAGGUGGACGACAUGGCAUGGAUGGUAGAGAACUGGCCGAGGUUUCGGAGGUUAGAGGUUGGGAAGAGUCCCGCGUUUGCCAGGAACAGGGGCGGGGACAAUACUAAUAAAGCCAUCGAAUGGCUGGCCCAGACGAGGCCAGGAAUAGACAUCCGUAUUUUAUAG
Messenger RNA from Linnemannia hyalina, 3009 nucleotides. The record is from the annotation of a GenBank genome assembly. NCBI's taxonomy places the organism in Eukaryota, Fungi, Mortierellomycota, Mortierellomycetes, Mortierellales, Mortierellaceae.